AUGGUGUCCAAGUUAUCUGCGAGGCCGAGAGAGUGGAGCAAAUGGCUCCAUAAGGCAACGAUGUCUACUUCUGAAAAGCUCGGAGAACAAGGUGGUCCAGGAGGAACUACUUGGGAUGAUGGUUCAUUUGGUGGUGUAAGAAAAGUGUAUGUCGGAGAAGGUGAUAACGGUGUAACGUAUGUGAAGUUUGAGUACGAUAAAGGUGGAAAACUUGAAGAGGGUGGAAAACUUGUUGGCUUUCAUGGACGUUCUGCUGCUGCUUUAGAUGCACUUGGAGCGUACUUUGCUCCAUUCUUCCCUACAAAGAAACUGCAAGCUCAAGACAAAGUGCCCGAACAAGGUGGUCCUGGUGGAUUUGUAUGGGAUGAUGGUUCAUUUGAUGGCGUAAGAAAAGUGUAUGUUGGAGAAGGUGAUAACGGUGUAACAUAUGUUAAGUUUGAGUAUGAUAAAGGUGGAAAGCUUGAAUUUGUUCUUGACUAUCCGGACGAAUAUAUCACAAUGAUACACGGAACCUGUGGUAAAGUCCCUCAACAUGGACUUCCGAUCGUUACAUCACUUACCUUCAUAACAUCAAAGCAAAGAACCUCUUCACCAGCUGGAUCUGUGAUUGGCUCCCGUUUUUCACUCGGGAAGGAGGGUGGAAAACUCAUUGGCUUUCAUGGACGUUCUGCCGCUGCUUUAGAUGCUCUUGGAGCGUAUUUGCUCCAUUCUUCCCUUCAAAGAAACCGCAAGUUCAAGACAAAGUGCCAGAACAAGGUGGUCCUGGUGGAUUUGUGUGGGAUGAUGGUUCAUUUGAUGGUGUAA
Tarenaya hassleriana is the source of this 804-nucleotide messenger RNA. RefSeq names its product myrosinase-binding protein 2-like. The record is from RefSeq and is a predicted model, not a curated record. Lineage: Eukaryota; Viridiplantae; Streptophyta; Magnoliopsida; Brassicales; Cleomaceae. The coding region runs from base 1 to 804 and encodes 267 amino acids. The transcript is spliced from 3 exons. Gene Ontology annotation, molecular function: carbohydrate binding.